Messenger RNA from Calypte anna (Anna's hummingbird), 1553 nucleotides. RefSeq names its product cytochrome c oxidase assembly protein COX19. Bases 147 to 428 code for a protein of 93 amino acids. The record is from RefSeq and is a predicted model, not a curated record. Gene Ontology annotation, biological process: mitochondrial respiratory chain complex IV assembly. The transcript has 3 exons. Gene Ontology annotation, cellular component: mitochondrial intermembrane space. NCBI's taxonomy places the organism in Eukaryota, Metazoa, Chordata, Aves, Apodiformes, Trochilidae.
ACGCCGACGCCGUUGUCGCGUUGUCCCGCCCCUUCCGCGGUCACGUGUCCCGCUCGACGAGCUCGCUGGCGUGCGGCGACCUCCGCUGGCGGCUCCGCCACCCCCGGUCCCGACCCGACCCGACCCGUUCCCCCCUCGCCGGCACCAUGUCCACCGCCAUGAACUUCGGCAACAAGACCUUCAAGCCGCGUCCGCCGGACAAAGGCGCCUUCCCGCUGGAUCACUUCGGGGAGUGCAGCGCCUUCAAGGAGCGGUUCAUGCAGUGCCUCCGCGACAGCGGCUACGAGAGCGGGGCCUGCCGGCAGCGCGCCAUGGCCUACCUGGAGUGCCGGAUGGAGAGGCAACUUAUGGCUAAUGAACCACUGGAAAAAUUGGGAUUUAAAGAUCUGAUAAAUGAAAAGUCAGAAGCAAAACCUGAGAAGUUGUAAUGAAGAGAGACAACUUUGCUCCUCACGUAUGGAAAGCACAGGGCUUAUGUAGUACAUAUUGUACAUUCUGUUCCUGCUGCAAUAGGAAGUGUUUCCUGAAGGAACCUUUUCUCAGAGUUAAGUUUUCCUAAAGUAAGACUUUUGAAAUGAGCAAAAGUGCUGCCUUUGUCUGCUGCCUUCAGGCAUUUCUUUUUCCUUUUAGUUUUUCUAGCCUGCUUUUGUAGAUCCAUAAGAACCUUUUGCCUGGGAGAAGACAGUUACUGCCUGAAGUGUUCUCCAUGUCUCUGUAAGAACAGUCAAGUCUUGUUGUAAAAGACAAGAAAACCCCAGGCCUUUAUUCUGUAGAUCUUGAACUAUAGAUUACUCUUUAGUGGGCAUUGCUAAUAUGCUUACAGCAAUUACUUGUUGGGAAGGUGAAGGUAUUGUGGUAAUUGCAAAUUGCUUUCUAUUAAAUACUGGUAUUAAUCCCCAGCUUUGGGGUUUUUGACCCUUUGGGGUUGGUCUUUUCUCACUCUGCUAUAGAAAACACUUGGAUACUGGGGUUGGUGGAGUAUUUCUAGUUCCAUACAACUGUCAGGUAAUGAUUUUGCUUUUAUUUAUCUUGGCAACCAUGUUCACCUGGUUUUUUUCAUCAUUUAACUGGGAAUAUUUCAUUAUGGAUGUAUUCAUCUUCUAAGCAGAGCUGCCAUGUGUUUUUUGUAGUAUUUUCACAGUGAUGUUAUGGAGACAGAGUGGUAUUUAUUUGUGUUCUGAGUAACUGUGAAGUGUAUAUAUAAGUGUGACUGGACAAAUUUAUUCUUUUAAAAACACAUUUUAUGUUAAAAACCAGGGUAGGUCAAGAGUGUGCAGUAUUUCAUUGCAGCUGCAGCCCAUACAUGGAGAAGGUGAUGCAGCAGGCUGCACAAUAGGUGUGCAACCUGCUCUGAAUGUGUCUUUGAGAUCUCUGGCAUGUUUGUGCCAUAGCCCAUUUCAUGUAUAAAUUACCAGUUACCAGAGUGGUUUUUCCCUUGCAUAUAUUAAUGCAGAUGAGUUUUUCUUAAUGAUGAGUUCAAGUCAAAAUAAUUUGGCCUGUUAGCACCUUAGAAAUAUGUUUCAAGCAGACAAUAAAUUUGUAAAUCCUCUGGA